AUAUACUAGAAGAAGGAAGGCGAUGGAUGAGCUGCUAACUAGUCGAGGGAAGUCGAAUGAUGAUGCGGACGAGGAGAUGAGCGACCAUUCUCAGCUAUGUGAUCUACCCGAUGAGACUCUUCACCAAAUCCUUUCUUUCCUUCCAGCAAAAGACGCAGUCGGGAUGAUCAUGGUAUCAAAGCAAUGGGAAUCCUUGUGGAGGUCCCUUCCGAAGCUUGAAUUCCAUGAGAAGCAAUUCCAUCAAAGGGAACUCUUCCUGAACUUCGUGGACAGAACUCUCCAUCUUCGUGACUUGAACUCAUCCAUACAAAAAUUUUCGCUCUCAUGUAAAGUACGCUGCGAUUCAUGUCGAGUGUGCUGCAAUGCAUCUCGCAUCGCAAAAUGGAUUACUGUUGCUAUAAAGUGCGGUGUUCAGGAGUUUCACUUGUCUCUUGAGGACAAGGUGCAUCUGCAGGUGCUGCCUUCAUGCAUUUUUCGGAGUGAAACACUGAGGAAGUUUCAUCUAAACUGGUCGGGUAUUCUCAGAAUUCCAUCUCCAGUUCAUCUUCCAAGUCUUAAGGACCUUACUCUUAUGGAAGUUGAGUUCACAGGCGACGAUGAAUCAACCCGGAAGCUGCUUUCUUCUCCUUCCCUUGAGAGGUUGUCCAUUCAUUACUCCAGCGGGAAUAAUCAAAGUUUGCACGUGCUGCCAUCAUGCAUUUUUUGGAGUGAAACACUGAAGAAAUUUCAUCUAAAAAUGCCGGGUAAUCUCAGAGUUCCAUCGCAAGUUCAUCUUCCAAGUCUUAAAGACCUUACUCUUGAGGGAGUUGAUUUCAUAGAUGACGCAUCAACUCCAAAGCUGCUUUCUUCCCCUUCUCUUGAGAGGUUGUCUCUUCGUAACUGCAACUGGAAUCAUCUGAAGGCCAUCAUUGUUGCUCCUCCUUUGUUGCGUGAUUUUUCAAUACAUUAUUUACCUGGGUCGUCGAAUAUAGGCGCAGACGCACAUUUCCACGACCCCGCCAUAGUAAUCUAUGCACAAGAUCUACUGCAAUUUUGUUAUGUAGGUGUACUGCCGAACAGAGUUGUCCUAUCUGGCUCGCCGUUGCUAGAUGAGGCUGAACUUUGCUUAACUGAUUUUGCACCGGGCUUGGGAGACUUUGACGUCUGUGGGCAUGUUCAUAAUCUCCUGAGCGGUGUUUUCAGGGUAAAGAAACUUAUUUUAUCUUCUACAAUGAUCCAGGAUUUCAAUACAGGGAAAGAUCCCUUAGGCGGCAUUCCUUUGUUCAUUAAUUUGACCAUGUUGAAGUUCGCCAAAGGCUGUAUCUUCUUAGAAUGGAAGCCAUUCGCUUCGUUACUUGGAAGAUGUCCCGCCCUCAAAACUCUCGAAUUUUAUGAGGGAUGCAAGCUGCACAUGAAGCCAGAGGGAUAUCAAGAUCCAUUGCCCCGCCUUUUCCUACCAUUCCUUGAGAAUAUCACCAUCCGCCAAUUUACUGGGGAAGAUGGUGAGCUACUCGCUUUGGGUAUUUUGCUUAGGAGUACUCUGGCAUUGGAGGAAGUGAUUCUAAGCUACGACAGGAACGUGCUGAUGAAGAGAGAGCUCCUCGAUGAAAACUACUUCAGCAAGCUCCCCAGGGCUUCGGCGAUUUGUAAAUUUCGUAUAAAGCCCCAAUUCCGUUAGAUUUGAGAUUGAGACAUCAUUAUUCUUUCUCAUACUUUAUUUGGCCAUUACGUAUCGGUCAGUACACUAUCAAGUUAUGCUAGCAACUGAGAUUUAAUUUUUUUUCUUCUUGCUUUGAUUUGUAC
Punica granatum (pomegranate) is the source of this 1782-nucleotide messenger RNA. The record is from RefSeq and is a predicted model, not a curated record. Lineage: Eukaryota; Viridiplantae; Streptophyta; Magnoliopsida; Myrtales; Lythraceae.